CCCGGCCUGGUCUAUGCCUUUGCGUUCACAAACAACCGUCAUGGAUCAGAAGUCCGGGGAAACGGGCGAGGCCUAUCAGGCCCGGAUGCUGCUUUUGAUUACCGAAGCUAAGCAACGGUUGGAUGCGGUAGCAGCCGCAGCACAGAAGAAGGCAGAGGACACCGAGAAGACACGUCUGCUGGCAAUUGAACAGCAGCGCCAACACGACAAGGCAGCAGCAAAGGCUGCCGAUGAAGAACGAGUUCAACAUCGUGAGAAGAUAUUCAGCGGAGAGCAAGCUUUGCUCACAAUGGCAGCGGAUUGGCGGGCCGAGGCCGAGAAUGGCAAGAUGGAAGAUAGUGAAAACAAGAUCGCUCUACUCCUCUCCCAUCUCACGGACCUCCUGGCAACAUGCAUUACACAGCAGGAGGACAUCCACAGCCUCGACGACGCGCUGACUCAAGUCCACAACAACCUCCGGCAGCUGGAACAACAACCUUUCGCCGCUCCCGAUGCCAACUCUUCCAACACCUCCAAUCGCCUCGAAGCAUUGGAGAUUGACGUCAGCUCCCUCAAGGACGGCGUGCAGUUACAGCAAACCACAAUGCAACAGUUGGAGCAGCGAAUCUGUACUGCUGCCAACCACUCGAGCUCGGAACCGCGCGAGACAACUCCAAAGUUCGGCGCGCAGAAGAUCUUAUGCGACUCGACGAAGACAGAUCUAAUUCCAUGGUUCCACAAGUUCGAGCUCACACUGCAGCUACACUACGUCAAAGAACACAAGCACCACGUGUACUUAUACUCCCGGUCGGGGGGCGCGUGCCAAGCAUGGUUGGACUUGCAUACCAAGAUCAAUUGGGAUGAUCUGAAGACGGCGUGGCAUAAGGGGUUCCAAGUUGAGCCGCCAGAGAUCAAGGCAAUGGACAAGUUGAUGGUCUUCGAACAAGGCACGCUGCCAAGUACUGACUGGAUUGUCGAGUACCAACGCUUGACAUCCGUCCCAGAUAUUCAAAUAGGCUUCCAAGCCAUCGGCCACUAUUUUAUCUCAAGGUCAUGUCCAGCAUUGAGCAAUGCCUUGACUCACGUCAAGGACACCCCGACGACAACGGCGGAACUCUUUGACAAGACCACAUAGAUUAUUGCCACGAACAAGGAGGCCAAGAAUCUCCCGCGUUCGUUUGCACCAAGCCUGGGCACAAAUCAACAUCGACCGAAAGU
This is a messenger RNA of Chara braunii, 1197 nucleotides long. The record is from the annotation of a GenBank genome assembly. NCBI's taxonomy places the organism in Eukaryota, Viridiplantae, Streptophyta, Charophyceae, Charales, Characeae.